Messenger RNA from Effrenium voratum, 1116 nucleotides. NCBI's taxonomy places the organism in Eukaryota, Dinophyceae, Suessiales, Symbiodiniaceae. The record is from the annotation of a GenBank genome assembly.
AUGACACACGACACUGCCACGCGCGAGUUGGAAUCAGCUCACCGCCAGCAGGAGGCUGAGCUCAGAGAGUUUAUUGACAGCCUGGGGCAGACUCACAAGAAGGUGCUCGAAGAACGAAUGCGAGCACAUGAAGAGAAGGAAGCAGCUCAGAAGGAUGCUAUUGGACUACUGCACCAGCAGAUUGCCGACAAGGGCUCAGAGAUGAGGAAUUGCCUGGAGAAGCUCCGGCAUCAGCAGAAGCUCCUCGAGGAGUCAGAAACCUCCCAUCGCAUCAAGGAGGAGGCAGCACAGACAGCCAUGGAGUCCUUGCAGCAGAAGCUGGCUGAAAAGGAGAUAGAGAUGGAGAACCGCGAAAGGGUUCAGCAGGCUGUGCUGCAGGACAAGGAGGCAUUCUUCCGCCAACAGGAUGGCUCCCUCAGGGAGAUGAUUGAGUCGUUGCGCCGCCAACUGGCAGAGAAGGAAGCGAACCUGCGGGAUACCUUUCAGUCAAUGCAGCUCCUUCAAAACACGGCGGGUGAGCAGCUGCGACUCGAGCAGCAGCGAGUCCACAAACUGGAAGCCGAGGUGAAAGAUCUCCGCGACCAGUUGGACGAGCUCCGCAGCAGCUCGCUGGCCGGCUCCCACAGAGCUGACAUGGCGGAGUCGGAGUUGGCGUCGUCGAGGCAGCUCGUCCAAGAGCUCCGCCAAGCGGUGCAGAGAUUGGAGGGUGAAAAGGAUCAGCAGUUUGAGAAAGCUUCUGAACGACAAGCGGCUUUGCAGGAGGAGAUCGUCCACCUCAGGACGCGCUUUGGUGGCCUUCAGCAGGAGAGUUUGGCAUCCUGCAAGCGUCAGCCGAUGCCAGACAAGCCCAGUGCGAGAAGCUUACCCAGCAGCGUGACUCAUUGGAGGUGGAGUUCCGCAGCUACAAGGACCAUCAUGGGACCAGCAACCAGCAGCAAAUGGAAGCCAUCACGGAGCUCAGACUUACAGUGGACAAGCUCAGCAAGCAGGUGGACUUCACAAAAGCCGAGCUGCAGGUUCAGAAGGGCAACGUUUCGCAGCAUCAAGGCUAUAUCAUUUCCUUGGAGAAUCAGCUUGCGCGUUCAGAAUGCACCCGUCGGGAGCUCCACAAUAUGA